Fimicolochytrium jonesii is the source of this 1386-nucleotide messenger RNA. RefSeq lists its product as uncharacterized. The record is from RefSeq and is a predicted model, not a curated record. NCBI's taxonomy places the organism in Eukaryota, Fungi, Chytridiomycota, Chytridiomycetes, Spizellomycetales, Powellomycetaceae. Bases 107 to 1258 code for a protein of 383 amino acids. The transcript has 3 exons.
AAUCAUUACCUCUCACCAUAGGUUGGCUGCAUCUUGGCUUCAGUGCCCUCCUCUUUCACCACCCCCGUGUCGACGGCUCACCGCACCCACUGCCUGCUCCUGCGCCAUGUCUGCCACUUUGCGCCUCUUUCGACCGCAGCAACGAGUGCGAACGAGGCCUUUCCGCACCGUGACCAUCGACCUUGUCGAUGGCAGACUCCCCCUCUUCUAUUUCGAACAAAUGGGUAUCGUCAGCGCCAGUCUUUGGACGGAAGACUCCCUGAGGCUUAUUGGCUUCAUGCCCCCGAGUGCGAGUCUUCCGCACUACAAUUUGUCGCUCUCCCUCCAGACUUUCACGGACGGAGCCUCGAUCGACGUCAAAGCGGAAGAAGAACCGGCAUAUUCCCGAGCAGAAGCUUUCUCGGAGGCCCUUCCGGACACCAUUAUGAGAGACUUUGGCCUCGAGGAAGAUGACGCGACGUGGACCCCCGCCAUCGGGUCCAUGCCUAUGCCCAGCGAUCUGACGUCAAUGCUGGGCCGACACCGCCAGCGCAGCCUUUUAGUAUCUGAAAGCUCUCGUAGAACAGUAAUCUCGAUCUAUCUGACGUGCGCGCUGGACGUAGUGGACCACGACAAAGAACAUCUCCUUGUAGGGGAGGAGAUUGGAGUUACACUGGUGAAAAGCGUUGAUCGCACGGAUGAGGGAUUGGGAAAAGACGUCGUCCGGUACAAUGGCCCGCUCGACUUCGUGGUGGGGCACUUCCCAGGUGACCGGCGCCCCACACAGGACAUUGCAUCAGACGCUGCACUAUGUGUCGUCGAGGCGAAGAAAAGCAAGACCUUUGAGAAUGGAUACUACCAAGUGCUUGCUCAAGCGAGCACGAUCUUAUGCCACCGUCGGACCAAGGCCCGCGGACGUGGAGCAUACCGCACGUACUUUGCUUAUACCGAUGGGGAGCGAUGGGCGUUUGGAUAUCUCCGGCCGAGGGGCGAUCGCAUCCUUGUAAAGAGGUCAGCAAUCGUGGUAGGGAAGCUGAAGGGCAAGAUCAUGGACGUGGAGGGAUGCACGCGCGUGUACAAUCAUCUCAUCGCUCUCAUUCACCGCGCAUACCGAUCGACUCCGCGCAACUCCCGCGUGGACUUGUCGGCACUAGACGACAGCGAACAGGAGGAGGUGGACGAGGACAAUGGUGAGGGCGACGAGGAGGUGGAGGAUCCGGAUGUAGAUCCGACUGUCGUGGAAUCCGUCAUUUCGGAGAUGGGUCAGAUAUCGAUCUGAUCUAUUUUGGAUGAAGCAUGGUUGCAAAUUCUCUGUCACCAUCGUUGAAUAAAAUAGUACACCAUCACUACAACCAAACCGUUCACGACAACCAUUAUCUCCAACAGCAACACCACCACACGGUUAAG